AUGAGGCAAACAAUUCACUCACCUCUUGCCCAGCCAGGCCCCUACGGUUACCCGAUGCGCUUCGGUGUUCGUCACGCCGGGAUUAAGGGCUUCAAGAUCUACGGUGCCAACCAUAGCCAGCCCUUUCGCUACAUCGAGUGGCAUACCCGACGCCUAGUUUUGCACCAGAGCGCCCAUAAGCGAGACAAGAUGGAUGACGAGGCAGCGACAUUUACAAUCAAAGUUCAUGACCGGAAGCUCAGCACGGUCCAAGAGGACGCUGAGCAAGGUCAAGAUCAGGCUGGCAACGAGGCCAUUGAAGAGGCACCUACCGAAGAAGCCCCUGAGGCCGCAUCUGACACCGAGGCUACCACCGAUCUUGAAAUCCCCAUGGAGCACACCCGCUGCCGGCCCGUAACCUUUCGGUUCGAGAUCCCCGUCCCGACCGCAUCCUCUACCACAACGACCAUCCUCGAAGCCUUCGAAUGGCGUCGUGCCCCCAGACACUGUCAAGAAACUCGCGGCAUCCGCAAGAAGUCCCUCCCUGUGCUUGAAACCGGCGACGAGCGUAUGCCCGACGAGAAAUUCGUCUAUGCCCCAUCGGGCUCCGUCCUCGUCCGCCUCGGGCCCGUUUCCCGUACCUCCAACACCGCUAUCACUGCCACCGCGACCCCUGUAUCAUUUACCGGCAAAAACCGCCCCCUGGGCUAUACCCGCGACGGCGAAGAAAUCGUGGCGUCGUACACUGCUUCGCGGGACUACCGUGCAUGGUGGUACUUCCAGUUCUGGGGUGCCGGAGCGUCCGGCGAGCUAGGCGAGGCGUUCACCCAUGUCGCGGUGAUGAGCGCCAUGGCAGUGUUUCAGGAUGAGCAGGCGGAGAAGAGGGCUAAUGCGGCAGUGAAUACGCUUAGUGGUGAGGUUGGGAACGCGGUGACUACGCCCAGACGAAGGACAGCGGGCCCCGCAGGCGCGAUGCAUGGGGUUGCGGGGAUGGCGCCGAUGCCGGUUGGGAGGGGAUAUCAUGGCGGUAGGAGGGUAGGUAAUGGGAUGAUGUAUCUGGGAAGGGUGUGA
This is a messenger RNA of Dichotomopilus funicola, 1050 nucleotides long. RefSeq lists its product as uncharacterized. The coding region runs from base 1 to 1050 and encodes 349 amino acids. Lineage: Eukaryota; Fungi; Ascomycota; Sordariomycetes; Sordariales; Chaetomiaceae. The record is from RefSeq and is a predicted model, not a curated record. The transcript is spliced from 2 exons.